This is a messenger RNA of Tricharina praecox, 1059 nucleotides long. RefSeq lists its product as uncharacterized. The record is from RefSeq and is a predicted model, not a curated record. Bases 475 to 912 code for a protein of 145 amino acids. NCBI's taxonomy places the organism in Eukaryota, Fungi, Ascomycota, Pezizomycetes, Pezizales, Pyronemataceae. The transcript has a single exon.
ACGAUGGCGUUGCGUCGCUCGCUAGAGUGGAAACGCAACGUUUUGCUGGAAUUCCCCACCACAACGCGACCACGACCACGACCCACCGCGACCACGACCACUGCCACCACCUCCACCACCACCAUCAGCACCUCCACCACUCCACCACCACUAACUCCACCACCACCCAACUACAGCCAGCGACCAGCGGCCAGCGGACCAGCGACCGUGCGACCGUGCAACCGUUAAAGGCUAGUCAGCGAGACAUGAGAUGGGGAUGAUGGGGCGGAUGAAGAAUCGAGAAAGCGGGUUAAGCGAGCGAGUGGACAACGCAGAAUUUUGCUGUACGUAUGCUGCUGCGUAUAUGAGAUGUAACGAUACAGCUCCGGAUCCCGAAUCGAUGGCUGGUGGUGGAGGUGGAGGGUAGACGUCGUCGACGUGUGUGGUGUGUGUGUGGCAGCCAUUCUCCUACGUUGCCCUCGGCCUCACCCCUCCAUGGCUUCAUCACCAGCACAACUAACCAGCAUCACCAUCGCCGGCAUCACCAGUACCAGCGUCCAUCGCUCUUUUUUUUUCUUUCUCUUUCUGAUUUUUUUUUCCGAAUUUUUUUUCCUCUCUCGCUCGCUGUCCUUCUUUUGUGCCGGGUUGGGGGAUGCAGGAAUCGAAAAAGGUGGUGUGGUGACUUUUGCAGUGACAACUGGCUCCAACAGGGAUCCCGUUUUCGGGUUGGUUCGUCCCAUUACUGAUUUAUUUUAUUUUCGCGCAUUUUUCGCUCUCGCUGUGAUACGAGCUCGAGCAUCGGUGGUAGUCACGCCUGUCCCUUUGCUGCCUGGACUGACUCGCGCUCUCUCGCUCACUCACCCGCUCACUCGCGCUCUCGCACUGCCUAUCUUCCUCUCGCAUGCGGCCUUGACGACAUCAUCAUCGCACUAAGCUGUGAGCUGUACACUACUCGUACAUACAUGUCCUGUGUGUCCGCGCAGGCAUCAUCGGUUGUGUGCUACAAUGCAACGUCAGGUAGAAGAGUCCCUCGGGCUCCGGGCUCGGCGAGGGGGGAGAGAGAUAGAUGAAUGGAUGGGG